Hipposideros armiger (great roundleaf bat) is the source of this 1573-nucleotide messenger RNA. It is a transcript of the gene CDS1, whose product is annotated as CDP-diacylglycerol synthase 1. Gene Ontology annotation, molecular function: phosphatidate cytidylyltransferase activity. The record is from RefSeq and is a predicted model, not a curated record. The coding region runs from base 519 to 1436 and encodes 305 amino acids. NCBI's taxonomy places the organism in Eukaryota, Metazoa, Chordata, Mammalia, Chiroptera, Hipposideridae. Gene Ontology annotation, cellular component: endoplasmic reticulum membrane. The transcript is spliced from 9 exons.
GUGGCGCGUGACCUGGAUGCGGGAGGCAGGAAUCCGUAGCAAGGUGUAGGGGAGCCCGGACCAGCCGAGCCCAGAGGCGGGGCGGGGAGUGAUCAGGCCCAGGCGGCGGGCGCCCAGCGAAGCGCUAAAUCGGGUCAAGCUUCCUUCUUUCUUCUCCUCCCACCUGGGCCUCUCCGUGGAGACGCGCACCUGGCAACCGGCAGCCGCGCUCCGCCGCGUCCCCGCCUUCUCCGUUUGGGCCGGGCGCCCAGAGCCUGACCCGCACGCACCCCGAACCUGUCCCCGGCCCUUGUCGCCUCGGUCGCUGGUGGCGGCCUCGAGCGCUCGCUCGUUGAUGCCGUUUUGGGGGUGACCCGGCGCGGCGGCGGCGCCUCCAUGGUGGGGACGUGUUAGUGGCCGCGGCACUGCUGGACGUCGAGUGCGCGGCUGCAGGGUGAAGGGCAGCCAGCCGGAGAGACCCCGCGCGCAGUUCGGGUUUCGGGGCGCUGGAGGCAGCCAGGGCGGCGCGGAAGCGCGAGAUGUUGGAGCUGAGACACCGGGGAGGCAGCCCCAGCCCCGGGGGAGCGGUGGCGGCUCCACCCCGCGAGGGAGAGGCGGCUGGCGGCGAUCACGAAACCGAGAGCACUAGUGACAAAGAAACAGAUAUUGAUGACAGAUAUGGAGAUUUGGAUUCCAGAACAGAUUCUGAUAUUCCGGAAAUCCCACCAUCCUCAGAUAGAACCCCUGAGAUCCUCAAGAAAGCUCUAUCUGGUUUAUCUUCAAGGUGGAAAAACUGGUGGAUUCGUGGAAUUCUUACUCUAACUAUGAUUUCAUUGUUUUUCCUGAUUAUCUAUAUGGGAUCUUUUAUGCUGAUGCUUCUUGUUCUAGGCAUCCAAGUGAAAUGCUUCCAUGAAAUUAUCACUAUAGGUUAUAGAGUCUAUCAUUCUUAUGACCUACCAUGGUUUAGAACUCUAAGCUGGUACUUUCUACUGUGUGUAAACUACUUUUUCUAUGGAGAGACUGUAGCUGAUUAUUUUGCUACAUUUGUUCAAAGAGAAGAGCAACUGCAGUUCCUCAUUCGCUACCAUAGAUUUAUAUCAUUUGCCCUCUAUCUGACAGGUUUUUGCAUGUUUGUGCUGAGCUUGGUGAAGAAACAUUAUCGACUGCAGUUUUAUAUGUUCGCAUGGACUCAUGUCACUUUACUGAUAACAGUUACUCAGUCACAUCUUGUCAUCCAAAAUCUGUUUGAAGGCAUGAUAUGGUUCCUUGUCCCAAUAUCAAGUGUUAUCUGCAAUGACAUAGCUGCUUACCUUUUUGGGUUUUUUUUUGGGAGAACUCCAUUAAUUAAGCUGUCUCCUAAAAAGACUUGGGAAGGAUUCAUUGGCGGUUUCUUUUCCACAGUCGUAUUUGGAUUCAUUGUGAGUUUUACUAGGAUUUUUAUUUUACUUACAUUUUGAAAAGUGGUAGCAAGUUUAUCCAUCUAUCCUAAACCUAAAAUAACAACACCACAAAAUGCUAAUAAUGUAUGUAUUGAAAACCACUAAACAGAAUCUAUUCUGCACCUCAGUACCUCUCACCCUGGCCUCAUAUCAGA